Molecule: messenger RNA, 7570 nt
Organism: Xyrichtys novacula (pearly razorfish)
Lineage: Eukaryota; Metazoa; Chordata; Actinopteri; Labriformes; Labridae
Source: the annotation of a GenBank genome assembly
AAGUUAGGGAAGUCGUGAUUGGGCAUACAAACCGGUAAGGACAGUUUAAAGAAGAAAAAAUUAAGUUAACAUAAAGUUAGGGAAGUCGUGAUUGGGCAUACAAACCGGUAAGGACAGUUUAAAGAAGAAAAAGGCCGAUAUACUAUAGUAAGGAAACAUUGAGCUCAGUGAGAAGAGGUGUGCUGAAGUUUGAGUGUGUGAGAGAAGCUUCUGGUGUGUGUGAGAGGAGUGUGUGUAUGGGUGCUGCUGUGAGUGUGAGUGCAAAAGAGUCUGUGUGCAGUGAGUGGCAUGUGCACAAAGUUGGGGAAGUGUCUAGCAUAAAUAUAAGUGAUUAACUCAUGAUAAAGUGAUAAAUGAUGUCUUAUUAAAUAUAUAAUGAUAUGAUAUAAGAAAUUAACAUAUAAGGGAAGAGAUACUGUUGUCUUUGUAGUGUUAAAAAACAUAUGAGCCCUGUUUCUCUUUGUACAGGGACAUUAAUAGAAUAAGUAACUGCUAUGAGCCUCUCAGGAUAAAGAGGACGUGUGUACACCUAAUAGUAAGAAAUGAGCCCCUUAUUAGAUGAGGAGGACUUUGGAUGGUGAUAACAUCCUCGAGUAAAAUGACAAUUAAAGAAGUGUAAAAACCAGCAAGCAUAUUUUUGUUCAUACAAAUACAGGAAAAAACAGAGUGAGAGAGUGGGGUAAAAAGGAAUGAUUUGCUAACUGAUAGGUGUGGUUUUUUCUCUGUGUGUGUGUGAAUAUUUAAAACUGAUGGUCAUUUGCUGAUGAUUAUGGUUAGAGGGAAAAUCCCAGUUAAAAAUUGGAAAAAUCCAGGGAGCUUUUCCUCCCUCUUUCUUUCUCUUCUUACAGGCCUGAGAACAGAAAGAAAGCUAAAAAAUCUAGUUUAACUAUCCUAGAUGUGUGAAAAUUUUAAAUGGUUUACCAUGGUAAAGGGGAAUGAUGUAUAAUAAAUUUAGGUAGUCUGAUAGUAGAAGAAAUCUUUAAAUAAUGGUAGUAAACAUUUUAAAUUGUAUUGAAUGAAGUGAUUGUGAUAUACUAAACAUUUGAUUUGUGCUUGUCCCUUUCUCUGAUGCAUGAGAGGGGAGAGAAGAAUGAAAGGCAUCUGACGUUGGAGCACCCAUAAAACAGAUAAGAAGAUAAUUGGCUGUGCUGUAACCAAGAGGGGGCUUGCGGAUGAGAGGCUCACCAGGACCUGCUCCCAUUUGACAGGCCAGUAGAGUUUUAUCUACAAACUCUUCUCCUAUGCAUCUGCUGCUACUUAGUUGUACAUACACACAUUUAUAGUGGGAACACAUUUAGUUGGGUGUAUACAUUUGGUAGUGCUAGACAAUAAAAGCAGUAGUUUUGUUGGUAAAAAGGAAGGCUUGGCAAUAGACUGACCAGUUGAAGGGGCUAAUUAAGUACCGUAGUAUUGUUGAAUUAAAAGAGCAUUUCCAAGAAGUCUAAAUUUUGCUGAAGCUUGUGGAUGUGAUUGGUCAUUACUGCUUGGUAAAAUCACACAAAUUGAUCUUUUUUGGGUGUUGAUAAGUUUUAAGUCUCUGGGGCUGGCAGAUUUCUUUGGCUUGUCUUGGUUUAAGGUAAAUUAGCUAAACGGCGCUGUGAAUAACGUGUUUGGUCAUCUGUUGGUGCUUUUGGUUCCUAUGAAGACAUUUAAAGGCAGUAGCGCAGUGCCAAAGAUGGACGUUAAAGGUGUGAAAUCUAUCACUCCAGUUGAUGUAGUAAUGAAGAGCAAUCCACUUGUUAUGGGUAUUGAAAAAAUGUCUAAGAAAUGGAGUAAGAGGUGGCCUGACAUUGACCAGCCUUGGCCAGUGGAAGGUACCCUUAAUCCUGAAGUGGUUAAAACAAUGCACGUGCUAGUGUCCACCUAUAAGGCAGAGCAAAAGAAAGGAAAGAAGGGAAAGAAACGGCAAGAAAAGAGACAGAGGGAGCUUAACAUUUUGCAAUUAUUUGAGCAGGAGGGGCAGAAAAUGCUAAAAGCCAAUAAGGAGAGAAAAGACAGGAUUGUAGAAGAAAUAAACAAAAAUGUUAAAUCAACAGAAAAAUUGAUGGCAGAAGUGAAUAAACCUUUCUCACACACAACCCCAGUGAAGAGCCCCCCACCGUAUGAGAAAGAGAUAAGAUACACUGAUGUCUAUCCUCAGCUCCCCGUGAUUAAACAGGAGGGCGUGUAUCACAUCAAAGAUGAGAAGGAGCAGAUGAUAGAGACAGGAACAGCUAAAACAACUAUAAAGAUGUACCCAAGCAACAAGAGUAAAAAGAAAACAGGUCAUCCAGCAGCUAGGGGUGAACAAAAAUACAGAACAAUAGAAAUGGGAGAUGAUAGUCAUAGUGAUUCAGAAGAGGCUUUUGGAGGAUACGACCCAGCAGUUAGAAACAUAUUAGCCAGAGCAGAGAAAAGAGGAGGAAAAUCACUGAGGAAAAAAGAGCCAGCAAAAGACACCUCAGAGGAGAGUGAAGAUAAUGAUAGGGAUGAAGAAUCAGACAGUGAAGAGUCUUCAAAUUCCCUUUGGUCAACACCAAGGACUGAAGCUGAGGCACAGCAUAGAGCUUGGAAAAUGAUUGAGAAACGCAUGGAUAAAUGCUAUGGUGACCUAAGUAGUGCUACGAGUCCUGAAAAACAUAGAGAAUUGAGGGAAGAAUUAGAAGAGUUACAAAUAAUAAAAAAUGACUUAAAGAAAAAAGGAGUUGAAAAGCCAUCCACUUCAGGGUAUUCCUUACGCCCAAGAAAAGGGGAUAAGCCAGCUGGGAAAAUGUGUCCAGUUAUUGUUCGGGGACAGAAUUUGGAGUACAAGCCUCUGCAAAAUACAGACAUGUCAGACAUUCUUGAAAAGUUACCUACUCUUCAGGAAGGAGCUCACCCUUGGAUUUCCAAGUUAGAGGAAAUUAUGGUGGGAUGGCAGCCUGCUAUGGGAGACAUCAAGAGACUCCUAGCUAGCAUUUUAGGGGUCCCAGCUAUGGAAGAGAUCUUGCAGAGAGCAGGGCUUAACCGGUAUGCAGGAACUGCAGUAAAUGACCCAGAACUGUUUGCUGCGUGUAGAGCUCGGAUGUGGAGAUCACUGAGAGAUGUAUUUCCAACAAAUGUACAUCCAGAUAACAUUAUAAUUGAACCACUAGGACCACAAGAGAAUCCAAGAGCCUAUGUAUCAAAAGCUCAUCAAAUUUGGAGAAAUGUUACAGGAAACGAUCCAGAUAUGCACCAAAUGGAGCAGUCUAUUUUGAGAGCCAAAAUACAAAAAGGGUUGCCCCAGCCAGUGAGAAAUAAAUUAGAAGAGGUGGUUGGUCUUGGUAGCAUGACAAAAGGGAUAUACACAGACCAUAUAGCACAUCAAGUUGAGUUGUACAGGAAGAAACAGAACGAGCAGAGAGAGCAUGAUCAAGAGAUCCUGAGACAACUUAACCAGAUACAUUUGGGAAAUAGCAAAAAGAAAGACAAGAAACAAGCUGUGGUUAUGCAGAGCCAAUCUCAAUCAGAGGAGGCAAAAAUGCAACUGCAACAGGAACAUAUGCAUAACCGACCACCCCAGCUGACACCAGUAGCUCCUUUAGGGUCAUAUGCACAACCAGCCUUUAGUCAGUGGCAGACAUGGAGUGGAAGCGGUGAAGACAGAAACUUCAACCCAAACUUCCAGGCAUUUUCAGAAGCAUGUCAUAGGUGUGGACAACUAGGACAUUAUGCACUUGACUGUUAUUGAGUAGAAGAAAGCUCUGUCAGAGGAUGAGGGAAGGAAGAAAGUAAGAAAGUUUUUAGUAAGUAAGUAAAAGAUGGUUCUUGUCAAGGACAUUGAUUAUUUGUGGAAAAGAACAAUUCAGGAGGCCAAGGUUAGACAAUGAUGCAAGGGGGGAAGUUACAAGAAACAUCAUAAAGGAAUAGGUUUUUGGACACCACAAAUUUUUAAUUAUGUCAUAAGUAGAUGUACAAUGUGACUAAAAAAAUAAUGUUUGAUGGGUUAACAGUUGAAGCUUGUCCAACCAAGCAAAAAGAUGCUCAGUAUGUUGCCAAGUUUUUGUGUAGGGAGGUCAUAAGCAGAUGGGGACUUUCAGAGUAAAUAUUCGAAGAUAAUGGAGAAGAGUGUGUGGAUAAAACAGUGAAAUUGAUUUGAAAAACUAAGAAUUGAACACUGUUUAAGAGCUCUGUACCAUCCGCAAAGCCAAGGUAUCUGUGUAAAAAUGAAUGGGGUGAUGAAAAACCCUCUGGGUAAAAUUGACCAGCACACAGUUUUACAUUUUGAUGUCAUAAAGGGGGAGUAUUGAUUAGGGGGAAAUAUGAUAAACAUGUCAAACAACAAAAAUGUAUGUUUUUGGCAAGAUACUGCUUAAUUUUUUCAUUCUCAGGACAGCAGGUGGGGAGACCAGCUAAAGAAAGGUGGUUCUCCAGACAUCUAAACAGCCUAAUGGACCCACACCUCCCAACAAGACAACCAAACAUGGACAAUGUAAACACAACUGAAACCUGACAGAGGAUGUGAACAAGGACAUUGCAUUGGAUACAUAAACGGAGGAAACACCCAUGGACAAGAACACUACACAAGCAGCCAAGGAUGUUAAGGAACAAAAAUGAUUAUUCAUUUUAAUCAUAGAGUUUGUUAAUGUAUAACCUGGGAUUGAAUGUCAAUUUAUCUCUCUGUGUUGUAUUUUAAUGUUCAUGUCAACACCAAACAGUAUAGGAAGAAUGAAAACUAUGAAAGGGGGUUUAGUGAUUCAUAGCAUAAGUUGUAAAGUGAAUGUAUUGGGAUCUCAGGUGUUUUCUUUGUUUUCUCGUUGUAGGAUCAGUGGUGUUAGGCAGGGAUAGGUCCACUGGAAGUUCGAUGGGAUGACCAGCUUGACUGUGGAUAAUUUUAAAUUUGUUUCUGAGAUUCCCAAGAAUAUUUGCGCCAAACAUUAUUUCCACAUAAAGUCUAACCCUUACCUUUCAAUUGGAUUGGAGUACAAUAGGUGGUCGCCUAGGGCAGAGGGACCGUGAGUGACUUUUUCCUGUCUAGAGUGUUUGAUGGAUAAAAAUGGAAAGACAGCUGCCUGACAGGUUUUCGCCCUCACACUCCAAAAUUUCAGCAAUAAAUAGAAACUGCAUAAAUUGAAAUUGUAAUUAUGUCUUUUCCUUUUUCGAGACUCUAUGGAGUCUCGAAGGGGGGAAAUAUGUGGUAUCUGGAGUACAGCAUCAACAUACCAGGCCGAGGUAUUUCCCAAAGUUACAUGAACUAAUCAAAGUGUGGAUUGUAGACACUGGGUCACCUGGCUGUUGAGUGCUUGUAGAGCACAGGUCACAGUUCACAGGUCACGAUUCCAGACUAGAUAAACAACAAACAAACAGAUGAUAACGAAAAGAUAGCUGGGGAACAAAGAGAGGAUGACCCUAUAUAACAGGAUUACAAACUGUGGUCAGGGAGAGCUGGACAUCAUUGGCAGUCCUCUCCCAGCAACUGCAGUGCUGUAUUGAUACUGGUUUUGUCUUUAUAAUAAACUCCUCUUAUACAAGCAAGCCAGUGUCACGAAGCCUCCUUCUGCAUCUACACAUCGAGGACAGCCCAGACACAACACCGGCACAAGGGUGGAGCUGGGGUGGAGGUGGGUUGCUGGUUGCCUGUCGAAGCAGAGGAAGAGGCUGGGUUAGGGCAGUUUUAAACAGGGCGCUCUAAAGGCAUAGGACCAAUAUGAGCUAAGAGGAAAUCAGCUGGGCCAUCAGCUGGUCGAAGUGGCUACCUUUCAUUGGCUGCGGAUCAACACUUGACGUCGUGACCUGUCAGAACUAACGCUAUGCUUCAUUUUUGCACCCCCAAAGCCUCAAGUAGUUUGUUUAAUUCAAUUCAUAAUUCACAGAGAAUUACCAUAAAAUCAAGAGCAUAAGUUUUAUCUGUAUGAAGCAGUGUUUAAGGUUUCAACUGUGUUCCCAAAGCUCAUGAAAAAUAGCUUAAUAGAUGUAAUCUACACUGUGCGCUGUUUGUAGAUCAGUUUGCAUGUUUGUUUGCGGCCCACUGAGUGAUGUCAAAAGCUCAAACUUUAACAGCAGAGGCUUCUCAGUCUAGCUUGUGUAAUCACUAGGAUAAGCUGCUGAUGUAUGUGCUUUUCUUCUCGGGAACAGCAGUAAAAAGAAUGUCAGCUACUGAUGUGUUAGAAGUCCUGAUGGAUGAGACCCAAUCUCACACAGAAAGAGAACGCAAUAGGUCAAAUCUGAACGACCCCUAAUCCUGAUCCUUUAAAUUACACCCAUAGAGUCUGCAGGCUACACAUGAAAAGCGGAUGUUAAACGCAGCUGUACAAGAAGAACCGAUGGAAAUACAUUUUGUGCUACAUGUCUGUAUCUCGAAAAUUUGUGUGCUAUUAAAUUGAAACCACAACUUGACUUUCCACUCUUAAAAAAAUGAAGGGAUAUUUCCUGAAUAUCAAGGUCAGUGGGAUACUUUCUUAAACAGGAAUUAAGUGAGUGAGUAACUGUGAAUACUACAGCCUCCUACUCUAGUAGUCAAUAACGCUGUAUUGCAUAACAGAUGACAAUUAUAUGCAUAUCAUCUCCCUAAAUAGAAAAAAGCAGUGGACAGCCUCUGAUCCCGAACGCCGCCUCAGUCUGAAUGAAGGCCAUGUGUAUGUACAUAUGUUCUGCCCACAUCACUGUUUUGGAGAGCUGCACGCACAUCAAAGGAGGUAUUUAUUAAGGGUGCAUACCACACACACACACACACACACACACACACACACACACACACACGAGCAGAUGUGGGCCUCUGAACAUUCGAUCCCUCUACAUGAUGUUCAGUAUGCUCAGAGGUUUCCCAAGAGUUAUGAUGCUUCGAAACAGUCAUGGAAAAAGACUAAUAGCAGUUUCGUUUUUCCUUUUUUUUGACUACCUUUAAAUGUGUUAUGGCUUGGUUUAAUUUUCAUCCAUUAAAUUUUUAACGAAGUAUCAAAGACAUGCAGAUGUGAACUUGUUUGGUUACAGGGAAAAUACAAUUUCCAAAAGGUCAACCAAAAGCUGUUAUCAGAAAAACAGAUUAUUUCCCAUGAAGACAAUACUGUAGGUAAAUCCCCCCCUAUAAAAUGUCUCUUAAUUGGGAAAAUUGCUCAUUGUAAUGAUCACAGUGUGCAUUUAAAGAGCCAGCAAUCCACCUAAACUUAAGGCUGCUAUUAAGAAGUUUUGUAUGUCAGCCUUGGUGACCCCUGAAUAAAGUGGUAUGUCUCAAGGUUCUCAGUGCUUCCUUUACACAUGACAGUAGACUUAAAUAGUAUCAUCAUCACUGCCCACAUACUCCAAGCAUCUACUGAAGCUCUUUUGCAGCUUUUCUUCUCUUCCAAUUGGUUUUAAGUUCCUGUCUGAUCUCUACUUAGCUACACUGUCAUCAUUUGUGCAGGUCAUAUACAUAUAUAUUGUACUCAUGUUCCUGCAACCUAGCUGCACCCAUAGACUGUAUAUAGAAUGGACAGCAUCUGCCCACUUACUGCUUGAAGCCAUCCUGAGAACAGCACCCUCUGGUGACAGGCUGCAGUAAUAAAUACAUAAAGGUCAUAAAUCCCGCCUCUUCCAGCAAUCCCUAUGGAGCUGUGGACAAACUUUAUAAAUCAAUUACCCCCCCCCCCCCCCC